GACCACAAUUAGUUUGGAAUUAAGCAAAAAAAAAUGGAUCAUAUUUAUCGUCAAUGGCUAAAGAGGUUUUCAUUCAAGAAUGCAACAAUAGCUCUGACUAUCGUCAACGUGCUCAUCUUCCUCUUCCUCCUUCGCGGCCUUUUCACUUCAUCAUCCUCUUCUUCUUCUUCCUCUCGCCGAAUCAUUUCAGCUCAGCUUCGGUAUAUCAAGGAAGCACGAGAGAUCAGGCUUGCCAUGCAACCUUUGGAGCUCAUCAAAAGAGUCAAAGAAAUACAACAGGAGGCAUCUGCAGGACAUGAAACAGAUGUAAAGCAGAACACAGAAGCCGUUGAUCUGUCUAAACGGCUUAAAGCUUUCCUCCCCACAAACGAGGAAUCAAGCUUGAAAGCAUUGGAAGAAUGGCGAAAGCGGAAAAUGGAACGAGCAAGACAACGGGACCUUGAGAAAACCGGUGGUGUUUCAUCAUCCAAAACAUCAUAAAGACACUACUAACUCUCAACUAUCAGAUUUUUAACAUUAUUUCCAAAAAGAAAGAAGAAGAUAUCAGAUUAUCAUGGGGUAAACUAUGUAAACAUUACAAAGUCUCAGAAAAUAUUCAUAUUACUAUCAUAUACAUACAUGUUUGAAAGGUAAAGAAAUACAAAGGAAAGGAUCUCAAAUGUUGUAAUGUUUCCUACAUUGAACUUCACCAACCUUGUUAUACAACAAACAAUAUUCAGUACUAUUUAAUAUUUUUCAACACACUUGUAUCAAACAUACUCUUAUGAAAGUAAUUAAUAACCUUUAUACAUCUCGCGAUUACAAGCUAAUUACAGUAUUUAAUUUUCUGAAAGUAUUAAAUUAUUUAAUUGUUGUGAAACGGCCCUUUUCAUUAAUAUAGCCCAUUAGGACAACGAGUGGCCCAUUAACGACAUAAUCUGCCACGCAAACAACGUUGUUUCUUUUCCAAAACCCCGAACCGGUAAACCGGUGAUCUAAUAUCUAACCCAAUUUAGAUUUUAAGAAAAAUUAUAAUUCAAAAAUCUGAUAAAAUCCGAAAAAAUCAUUACAAUCCAAAACUCGGCUACCGGUUGAACCAGUGGUUGACCCAAUAAAUAAUUUUUUUUAAAAAUAAUUUAUUAAAAUAUAUUUGGUAUUCUAAAUAAGAAGUUAAACUUUUAGUUUUUUACUAUCUUCUUCCUCUGUUGCCGACUCCAUAUGUCGUCUGAUCAGUUUUUUACUCUGUAUGUCUUUCGACUUUUUAUGUUUUUUUUUUGU
Molecule: messenger RNA, 1257 nt
Organism: Brassica oleracea var. oleracea
Lineage: Eukaryota; Viridiplantae; Streptophyta; Magnoliopsida; Brassicales; Brassicaceae
Exons: 4
Coding region: 34-480 (148 amino acids)
Source: RefSeq, a predicted model, not a curated record